This is a messenger RNA of Ziziphus jujuba (common jujube), 1048 nucleotides long. RefSeq names its product DNA polymerase II subunit B3-1. Lineage: Eukaryota; Viridiplantae; Streptophyta; Magnoliopsida; Rosales; Rhamnaceae. The coding region runs from base 67 to 675 and encodes 202 amino acids. The transcript is spliced from 4 exons. Gene Ontology annotation, cellular component: nucleus. Gene Ontology annotation, biological process: regulation of DNA-templated transcription. The record is from RefSeq and is a predicted model, not a curated record. Gene Ontology annotation, molecular function: protein heterodimerization activity.
UAAAAGCAAGGAAAGCAUUGUCCCCCAAAAUAUCCAAUCAAACGCAGAAGCUCAAAAACAGAAAGCAUGGCGUCCUCCAAAAAACCAGUACAGGAGAAGAAGGGCAACGAAACAAAGAAGAAAGUGACCGAAGGCAAUAGCGGGAAGAAAGGAAGGAACGAGACGAACAGCAGCAAGACCUGCAAUGGCACCGUGAGCAAUUCGAAGAUUGUACCCUUACAAUCUUCGAGCUCCGAAUCGCAACACAAAGUGGAAGAUGGGCCUGAAAUUACGAAAACACCCACCAGCAGCUCCAAAUCCAGGAAAGGUAAAGGGCAACAGAAGGUCAAAAGAGAACGAGAGGAAGAGGUCGCCGAGAAAGAGGAUGCGAAGAUGAACAAGUUUCCUAUGGACCGGAUUAAGAGGAUUAUCAGGAGCGAAGAUUCCAAUUUGCGCAUCAGCAGCGAAGCGAUUUUCCUUGUCAACAAAGCCACGGAGAAGUUUCUUGAAAAAUUCUGCGCAGAUUCAUAUGCUUGCUGUGUUCAGGACCGGAAGAAGUCUCUUGGUUACAAGCACCUCUCAUCAAUUGUCUGCAAACGGAGGAAAUAUGACUUUCUUUCAGAUUUCGUUCCAGAGAAACUAAAAGCUGAGGAUGCACUGGCAGUAGCAAAGUUAACCAAAUCGGAAGCAGGAUAGGAAUUUCCAAAUGUGCUGAGGAGAUAAUAGGAUGACAAUUUUUUUCCUUUAACAAUGGUAUAUGUUUUCAGACUCAUACGCUGUUGCUGUUUGCCUCUUACUCAUCAGUGCUGAGAAGCUGAUGCAUGGUUCGCAUUUCCCCCUUGGAUUAUUUAGUGUCUGGAUAUAAGCGGAAUCUGCUUAACUAUAAAAUUGCGUUGAGUUGAUAAGUGAGCUGGUGAAUUAGCAUCCUCUUGGAGAGCAGAUAUAGUUGUAUCUAAUGAUUGUUGAACCCGGCUAUUUUCUAAAAUCUGGGACACUAGUGCUUUGGAUUCUGCAUGGCCAUUUGGCCAUCGAGUUUAAUAGAAUUUUUAUUUUUAUUUUUCCUCCAUAA